Xiphophorus maculatus (southern platyfish) is the source of this 3104-nucleotide messenger RNA. RefSeq names its product neural cell adhesion molecule 1-like (gene ncam3). Gene Ontology annotation, biological process: cell adhesion. The transcript is spliced from 17 exons. Lineage: Eukaryota; Metazoa; Chordata; Actinopteri; Cyprinodontiformes; Poeciliidae. The record is from RefSeq and is a predicted model, not a curated record. Gene Ontology annotation, cellular component: membrane. Gene Ontology annotation, molecular function: protein binding. The coding region runs from base 97 to 2211 and encodes 704 amino acids.
ACAGGAAACUGCAGCUAUCUCUCUGCCUUUGCGGCACCAAUAUUUGAGCUUCACUUGUUUGAGUUAGUUUUUAUAUCCAGUUGGAGUGCUGGACUGAUGAGCUUCCACCAGGAGAAGAUGCUGAACCAAUUAGCCAUCAUCUUGCUGCUCUUGCCGCUGGUGCACAGCGCAGGUCAAGCUACAAAACUGGAAAUCAUUUUAAGUAAGCAAGACUUCCAGGUAGGGGAAGAGAUGUUGCUGGUAUGUAAAGCCACAAAAGAGGGAGACAUGACAUGGCAUAAGGGAGGAGAGGAGAUUGAUGAUGAAGACAUCGUCUCAAAGCUGGACUACACCACCUCCAAGCUGCUCAUCAAGAAAGCCAGCCUGUCUGAUGGGGGCACGUACACCUGCAUGUUUGAGUCUGAAGAUGGGCACAAGGUGGAUGCUCAGUCAGUUAUCUAUGUCUACGAGGGUCCGUCAUUCCAUGGCACCACCACCUACCAUGAGUUUCUGGAGGGAGCAAACGGGGUGGUGCCGUGUCUGGGGACCGGGCAGCCAGCGGUGGACAUUGCGUGGCUUAAAGACGGAGAACUAAUCCCUUCUACACCUGGAGUUCGUGUUCGUAAGAUGUCCGACAACACGCUUCAUAUUGAGAAAGUGAAAAGGAGCGAUGCCGGGACAUACAUCUGCCAGGCCCAGAUCAGAGGGAGAGCAAUCUACAAGCAGCUUCCUGUUUCUGUUGUCGCCAACGCUCCUCCGACUGUGCAUAUCAGAGAAGAAGUGAAGAAAGUGAUUGCUGGGCCUGAAACCAAUGUGUCAUUGCUGUGUUUGGUUGAUGGUCUGCCAAAACCCAACAUCACUUGGACUCUGCCUUUCGAGUUCGAUCCGUCCCGCCACCUCUUCAACUCCGACCGCAGCCAGCUCACCAUCCAGUCCGUCGUCAGGGCCGACUUCGGGGAGUACGUCUGCACGGCCAAAAACAAGAUCGCUGAGAGCAGCGCUACGUUCAUGCUGCAUGUCUUUGAGUCUCCAGAGGUGUUUCUCUCAGAAGAUCAGCACAGUGUGAAUGUGGGUGAGCGUGUCUCUGUGUCCUGUAACGUGACUGGUCACCCGCAGCCUGAGCUGCACUGGAUCAACAAGCAAAACGGAGAAGAACUGGAUACGACUGGUCGUGUCCAGGCAGUGGGUGGCAUGCUGGAGAUUAAGGAAGUGAUGCCCGCUGAUGGCGGACGCUACUCCUGCAUGGCUGUCGGUAUUUCUGGAAAUGCUUCGAGAGAUGUCAUAAUUCAGACCCAGCCCGGGCCGCCACAUUACCUGACGGUCACCCCGGGUCCAAGCUCUGUGCUCUUCACACUCAAAACCUUCCCCAUCAACGGAGGAGCACCGAUCAAAAGUUUUGUUCUGCAGUGGAAAAAAAGUGAAACGAAUAAGUGGGAGGAGUCUAUUGUUGCAGCUUCAGAUAUUUUGGCUAUCACCAACCUCAAGCCGUACACCAAGUAUACAGUUCGUAUGGCAGCCUUAAAUGAUGUGGGACAGGGGCAGUUCUCAGUGGACAACACGGUUCGCACUGAGGGAAAACAAGGUGAACCAGACAGUCCAGCUUUAUCCACAAGUCAGGCAGUAGUGGAGGGAAACUCCUUCUCUGUUCCUCUUCAACAAAUUGAAAACGGUGGCUCUCCUCUGCUGCACUUCAACGUCCAAUACAAACAGGAAACAGAAGAGAGUAAGUGGGAAACACUGCAGCUUCCCUCUGAUGUUAAUUCUGUCAGCCUGAAAGACCUCGCCUUCGGCUCAGACUAUCACCUGGAAGUUAGAGCCAUCAACUCUAAUGGCUCCUCCGUCCCUGCAAUGCUCAACUUCACAAUUGCAGAACAGCCUGUGAGCAGCAAGAUGACCAAAGGCACUGUGGUUGGCAUCGUGAUAUUGAUCUUCCUGCUGGUGUUCCUGGCAGUGGAUGCCACCUGCUGCUACAGAAACCGCUGUGGUCUGCUUAUGGCCGUCGCAGGGAAACUGUCCAGGUGGAAAGACCCAAGCCUCAAAAAGGUCGAGGAAGGAGAGGGGACAACUAACGGCAGAGAUGUAACACUGAAGGGUCUCUCCAAACCCAGAGACAGUAUUCAGCAGUCAGAGGUUCAGACGGUCAGCAAAGAAGCCGGUCAACUCUCAGAGGUCACCUGCGACAAAGUUCCACUCACCAAAAAUGAGAGAUUACACCCCACAGCUAACCUGUGAGGCUUUCUAAACUAAAGAAGAGAAAAACAAAAGUUUGCUACAUGUUGUACAGAGAUCCAGAGCAGAAGUCAGUGGAUCCCAGCUGCUGUGGGAGAAGUCAAGCACUCAGGAGGAAAUGGACGGAUUUGAACUGAUGGUGAUAAAACUGAGCUCAUCCUGCACUACGUGCCGUUAGCCUGGCUGUUAGGCUCAGUUUUUACACUUGUUUGUUCUUUAACAGGGUAAUAAUGACGUCUGUGUUUUACAGGGUAAUAGUUUUGUUACUGUCCAAUCGCUGUAACUGCGUUUGUGAAAGAAAAACAGUAGCAUUUACUUGGCACAACAUACUGUAUGUUCAUUAGUUUCACAGACGGAACUAUCGUUUUGUCGUUGAUAACUUCUUUAUUGCUAACAUCGUGUCGGUGAGUCCAGCAGGAGUCAGCAGAAUGGAUUAAAUACCGUAUUAUUUAACUGUAUGCUACUGAAAAUGAAUGUAAACAAACUCCUGAUAAUAUUUAUUAUUUUCUAAUGUUACAUUUAUAGAAGUUAAUUUGUUUUAUUUGGGUUUAGACAUGUCCAACACCAUCUUUAACUUUCUUGCCUCGAUGUGCUGCUGAGCACUUUUCUAUAAAAACGUCUUAAAGUCAGAAAGUUUGACACUUGUAGUUAAAGAGAACUUCAAAAGUUUUAAUUAGCCACUUACAAAAUGUAUUUUGUUUUCUAUCAAUGCAGCAAUAUUACCAACAAUAGAUCAGCAAAUCAACAGAACAGUGUUUAGCUUUUCUUCUUGUUAAUUAUUCUAAAAGUGUUUUUAUUAUUUUUGUUUUACCACUGUACAUUGUGUAUACAUUUUUUGUGUUUCAUAGACAGCUUGAUGGCCCAUUAUAUGAAUGUUUUCUGCAUGUUUAUUCAAA